AUGAAUCCAUGUAUAUCCAACCAAACACUUUUCGAAAGAGGUCCGUUUGUCGCUACUAGUUAUGACUAUGAUGCUCCACUAGAUGAAUAUGGUUUGAUUAGGCAGCCAAAAUAUGGUCAUCUAAAGGAGCUUCAUAGAGCUAUCAAGAUGUGCGAGCAAGCUUUGGUUUCAACCGAUCCAAUCGUUACUUCAUUAGGGAGCUCCCAACAGGUUUUAACUCGAUUCAAAGUAUUUUUAGCUAUCUGCUUGUAUUUAGCUUAUUUAUAA
This is a messenger RNA of Lathyrus sativus (Indian pea), 267 nucleotides long. The record is from the annotation of a GenBank genome assembly. NCBI's taxonomy places the organism in Eukaryota, Viridiplantae, Streptophyta, Magnoliopsida, Fabales, Fabaceae.